Molecule: messenger RNA, 652 nt
Organism: Papilio machaon (common yellow swallowtail)
Lineage: Eukaryota; Metazoa; Arthropoda; Insecta; Lepidoptera; Papilionidae
Gene: RpL18A
Product: 60S ribosomal protein L18a
Exons: 4
Coding region: 76-609 (177 amino acids)
Biological process (GO): translation
Cellular component (GO): ribosome; cytosolic large ribosomal subunit
Molecular function (GO): structural constituent of ribosome
Source: RefSeq, a predicted model, not a curated record
UUGCCACUACGCCAUCUUUCUUUCGUUUGUGUUCCGCUUCCGUUGACAGAUCUUUUUCAGGUUUGAUCUGCAAAAAUGAAGGCGAAAGGAGAGUUGAAGGAAUACGAAGUGAUAGGCCGUAAGCAGCCAUCAGACAGCGAGCCCAAGCCGCCGCUGUACAAAAUGAGAAUUUUCUCUCCGGACCCAAUUGUUGCUAAAUCCCGGUUUUGGUAUUUCUUGCGACAACUGAAGAAGUUCAAGAAAACCACUGGAGAAAUUGUCUCUAUUAAGGAAAUUCCAGAAAAGAGUCCGAUUAAGAUCAAGAACUUUGGUAUCUGGCUGCGCUAUGAGUCUCGGUCUGGUGUGCACAACAUGUACCGCGAGUACCGCGACCUGAGCGUUGGCGGCGCCGUCACACAGUGCUAUCGCGACAUGGGCGCACGGCACAGAGCACGUGCUCACUCCAUACAUAUAAUCAAAGUGGAAGUAAUCAAAGCGUCGGCGUGCCGGCGGCCGCAGGUGAAGCAGUUCCACAACAGUGGCAUCAAGUUCCCGCUGCCCAAGCGCGUCCACCACCACAAGCGCCUCAACACCUUCGCAUACAAGAGGCCCAGCACAUACUUCUUGUAGUUUUGUAACAUAUGACACCUAAUAAAAACCAUGUGAUGUGGAA